This is a messenger RNA of Scomber japonicus (chub mackerel), 743 nucleotides long. It is a transcript of the gene cav4a, whose product is annotated as caveolin 4a. Gene Ontology annotation, biological process: caveola assembly. The transcript has 3 exons. Lineage: Eukaryota; Metazoa; Chordata; Actinopteri; Scombriformes; Scombridae. Bases 101 to 658 code for a protein of 185 amino acids. The record is from RefSeq and is a predicted model, not a curated record. Gene Ontology annotation, cellular component: caveola. Gene Ontology annotation, molecular function: molecular adaptor activity.
GGGGUCUGGUUAGUGGCCUUGGUCUGAGCUGUUCGGGGAAGUGAUAGGCACCCACUCUGCUCUUUGGAUUGUUUUUUCUUCACAUGUUUGGAUCGACAUUAUGAUGAAAGGGGAAGAUUCAGAGGAGGUAGAGAUCGAUCUGGGGGACUCCAGUGAACAUGAUGAAUUUGAUAAUGGGGAGGAACCUCAGACGCUGUGGAGGGCCCCUCCUGCUCUGGAAGAAGAGGAAAACAUUCACACGUCUACGUUAGUGGAAAUCAGUGACACAAAGCCUCUGCUCAAUGUCAGAGACCCCCGUGGUAUCAAUGACUGCCUCAAGGUGACGUUUGAGGAUGUGAUUGCUGAGCCAGUGUCUGUGCGCAGUGGGGACAGAAUCUGGAUUUGGAGCAAUGCUUUGUUUGAAGUGUGCAGGGUUUGGAUCUACAGGAUAGUCACAGUGCUUCUGGCUAUUCCCAUUUCAAUCAUCUCUGGUCUACUCUUUGCAAUCCUCAGCUGUUUCCACAUCUGGAUGGUUAGUCCCUGUGUCCGGUGUAUGUUUAUUGGUACACGCUGGCUACAGAGCCUGUGGAACAUUGUGAUGGACAUCAUUGGGCGUCCCCUCUUCAUGAGUGCGGGGAAAUGCUGUGGAGGCUUCAGCGUUCAUCUGGCCGAAGAAUGAGACUCACACAGAAGCACAGUCACACUGGGAUUGUUAAUUAUGUGCACAUGUGUUUUUAGUGGACUGAGCACAGGUGGGCAUUGAU